GUCGACUUUCGUUUCAACUAUAGAACCCUACUGGCAACUAUGUUGAGUAUAUGUUUAAGUCUGGCACUAAUUAGUAUACAUAUAUUUAUAUUAGUCAUAAUAUAAUUAAUCAAAUAUUAAAUCCUGAUACUACCAUAAUAUUGUGGUGACGUCAUAGAAAUGAAGUCAUUAAAUUCAGAUUGUUCGGGAAAUAAUAGUAAUAUUUCUGUAAAAACUGAACCGUUAACAAUUGCAAAGGAUAAUGAGGAAUUACAUUUUCAACAACCAAAUACAUUGGUUAAUUCAAACAAUAACAUCAAUAAACGUCCUAUGUCUUUAGAUUUAAAAAACUCAUCAAAAAAGCAGCGUUUAGUACCACCAUCUCCACUUAUUAUUGCUUCACCAGAUGCGCAAGCAGUUAAACCUCUUACCACUCCAGAUUUGGAAAAAUUGCUUCAUUUAUUACCAACGCCACAACCUGGGUUAAUAUACCAAGCAAAAUCAUCUGCAGUAACUUCUGAGCAAGAGGCAUUCGGGAAAGGAUUUGAGGAGGCGUUACAUAGUUUACGCAAUAAUGGUAGUAAACAAAUACAAACAGAAAAUAAUGCCAAUGUUGUAGUUGGUUUAUCCAAUACAAGUACAACCAAUGUAGGAACAGGAAUGAGUGGUGGAUCGUUUACAUAUACAAAUUUAGAAUCGUUUAAUCCUGUUCCAAUAAAAGACGAACCACAAAAUUCUUCUACCUCGCCACCAGUAAGCCCAAUUGAUAUGGAGACACAAGAAAAAAUAAAACUUGAACGCAAACGUCAGAGGAAUCGGGUAGCAGCUUCAAAAUGUCGAAAAAGGAAACUUGAACGGAUUUCGAAAUUAGAAGAAAAAGUUAAAAUUUUGAAAGGAGAAAACACAGACCUUGGUUCAAUUGUAAAAAAUCUUAAAGAACAUGUAGCUCAGCUUAAGCAGCAAGUAAUUGAGCACAUCGAAUCUGGUUGCAGCAUAAAUGGAACUACAUUGUUGCCAACUAAAUGAUUUUAAACUAUAAUAUAUUUUUUAUAAGUAGCAUAAAUUAAUAAUUAUUAAUUUCUGCGAGUAAUGUAUUUUUCAAUUUAUCAUUGUGUUGUUUAUUGUUACGAUAUUGAAUUUUGAAUACAACCCUGCUCUACGACACUAAUAUUUUAUCUAUGAUCUAUUGUUUGUUCAUUCUUUUAUUUUGAUGUUCUUUCUCACUUUUUAUCUUUUUUAUCUAACGGUUAUUUUUAUUCUUUGAACAUUGUGAAAUCUUUUAGUCGUAUUAAACUUUUAAACUUGAAA
This is a messenger RNA of Lucilia sericata (common green bottle fly), 1287 nucleotides long. It is a transcript of the gene Jra, whose product is annotated as transcription factor AP-1. Gene Ontology annotation, biological process: regulation of cell population proliferation; regulation of transcription by RNA polymerase II; regulation of cell cycle. The coding region runs from base 160 to 1005 and encodes 281 amino acids. Gene Ontology annotation, cellular component: transcription regulator complex. The transcript is spliced from 3 exons. Lineage: Eukaryota; Metazoa; Arthropoda; Insecta; Diptera; Calliphoridae. The record is from RefSeq and is a predicted model, not a curated record. Gene Ontology annotation, molecular function: transcription factor binding; RNA polymerase II cis-regulatory region sequence-specific DNA binding; DNA-binding transcription factor activity, RNA polymerase II-specific.